This is a messenger RNA of Phragmites australis (common reed), 1810 nucleotides long. RefSeq names its product ent-kaurene oxidase 2. The transcript has 8 exons. The record is from RefSeq and is a predicted model, not a curated record. Gene Ontology annotation, biological process: gibberellin biosynthetic process. Gene Ontology annotation, molecular function: iron ion binding; heme binding; ent-kaurene oxidase activity. The coding region runs from base 73 to 1653 and encodes 526 amino acids. NCBI's taxonomy places the organism in Eukaryota, Viridiplantae, Streptophyta, Magnoliopsida, Poales, Poaceae. Gene Ontology annotation, cellular component: chloroplast outer membrane; endoplasmic reticulum.
CCACUCCGCACCCCAUUCGGCCGUUCCCUCUCCACGCGCGACACUAGCACAGGGCACCCGAGUCCGUCUCCGAUGGAAUCUCUGGUGGCGGCGCUCCCCGCGGGCGGCGCGGUGGCGGUGGCGGUGGCGGCCGUCGGCGGGCUGGUCGCGGCCGCCGCUCUCGCGGAGAGGACCGGCCUCGUCGGGCCCAAGAACAGCCUCAACGCGCCCCCAGGUCAGGUGACGGGUCGCGCCCUGCUCUUGAUCCUCGUGUUUCUUUCAGCUGUUCCUGGUUUUCCUCUUAUUGGGAAUCUUCAUCAGUUGAAAGAAAAGAAGCCCCACCAGACCUUUGCAAAAUGGGCUGAAAUUUAUGGGCCAAUAUAUACUAUAAGGACAGGUGCUACUUCUGUAGUUGUGCUCAAUUCAACACAAGUAGCCAAGGAGGCAAUGAUUGCAAAAUUCUCAUCCAUAUCUACUCGAAAGCUAUCUAAAGCAUUGUCAGUGCUCACUCGUGACAAAACUAUGGUCGCCACAAGCGACUAUGGUGACUUCCACAAAAUGGUCAAGCGAUAUGUUAUGACGAGCAUGCUGGGUACUUCUGGCCAGAAACAAUUUCAGGACACAAGAAAAAUGAUGGUUGAUAACAUGUUAAGCACUUUUCAUGCAUUGGUGGCUGAUGACCCAAACGCUCCACUGAAUUUCCGGGAAGUUUUCAAGAAUGAGCUAUUCCGCCUGUCCUUGAUUCAGGGUUUAGGAGAGGAUGUGAGUUCAGUCUACGUGGAAGAGUUUGGGAAGGUUAUAUCAAAAGAGGAAAUCUACCAGGCCACUGUGGUUGACAUGAUGAUGUGUGCCAUUGAGGUCGACUGGAGGGACUUCUUCCCAUACCUCCGUUGGAUACCAAAUAGGAGCUUUGAAACAAGAUUACUGACUACAGAAGCUAGGAGAACUGCAGUGACACGAGCCUUGAUCAAUGAGCAAAAGAAAAGAAUUGCACGUGGAGAGGCUAGGAUAUCCUAUCUGGACUUCCUGUUAGCGGAGAAUACACUUACCGAUGAACAAUUGCUAAUGCUGGUGUGGGAGGCAGUCAUAGAAGCUGCAGAUACUACUUUGGUCACGACUGAGUGGGCCAUGUAUGAGCUUGCGAAGCACCCAGAAAAACAGGAUUGCCUUUACCAGGAAAUCCAAGAGGUCUGCGGCAAUGAGACAGUCACCGAGGAUCACCUGCCACGGUUGGUUUACUUGAACGCGGUGUUCCACGAGACCCUGAGGUUCCAUUCCCCAGUUCCACUGGUGCCUCCAAGAUUUGUCCAUGAGAAUACCACCUUGGGUGGUUAUGACGUUCCAGCCGGCACAGAGAUGAUCAUCAACCUGUACGGAUGCAACAUGAACAAGAACGAUUGGGACGAGCCUGAGAAAUGGAAGCCAGAGAGGUUUCUGGAUGGAAGGUUUGAAGCUGCAGACAUGUACAAGACCAUGGCUUUCGGCGCAGGAAGGAGGGCUUGUGCUGGCAGCUUGCAGGCACUGAACAUCUCGUGCACGUCCAUCGCGAGGUUCGUGCAAGAGUUCACCUGGAGGCUCAAGGAAGGCGAUGAGGAUAAGGUCGACACCAUCCAGCUCACAAGCUACAAGCUUCAACCGCUGCAUGUGUACCUCACACCGAGAGGGAGGAAAUGAACUGCAGUUAUCGACAGGUUGCUGUACUUUUUUCAGUAGUGUGCUGUUUCUUGUGUAUGAAACUUUUGGGAUAAACGCUCUAUGCUAUGGUAGCUUUUUGUGUAUGUGCAAAUGGUUUAAUAAUAAGAACUCUAUAUUUUGUCUACUUGGACACAAA